Messenger RNA from Penaeus vannamei (Pacific white shrimp), 3847 nucleotides. NCBI's taxonomy places the organism in Eukaryota, Metazoa, Arthropoda, Malacostraca, Decapoda, Penaeidae. The record is from RefSeq and is a predicted model, not a curated record.
UCCGUCUCCUCCCGCGGCCGGUCAGUGCACGCGACCCUCCCGCGCUCCGACCCCGAGCUCCAUCAUGGCUGCUGCGAAUUUUUUCAUCUUGAUCUUGCUGUGUGCGAUCUGGAUGUCGGCUGCAGGCUCAACAUACAAGGAGUGCGCUGCGGACCAGGCAGGCAAGGUGAACAACGGACGCAUCGAGUGCACGUUCAGCGGCUGCAGGCUCGCAUGCAAUUCAGGAUACAAGCUUCAAGGCAAACGCAAGAUUUACCUCACGUGCAACCAGAAGACGGGGCAGUUUAUGCACAACGGACAACCUUGGCGCCAGUCCGCUCCUGACUGCGUCCCCAACUGCAGAGAUGGGUGCCAGAAUGGUGGCACUUGCAUAGCCCCGAGGCAGUGCCAGUGCAGCCCUGGGUACAGGGGCACGAACUGCGAGGUGAGAGAGUGCCCCGAGCCUUCGUUCCCGGACGCGCAGGCUAGCUUUACCCGCACCGACGACGACGAACUGCGAGUGGAGUGCCACCAAGGAUACGUCCUUCCCCCGGGCACGGCGCCUGGAGGAGUGGCACCCUGCAGGGACGGUGUCUGGGACCUCCCGGACGACUUCAGGUGUCAGCCUACUUGCAUAAAUGGGUGCCAGAAUGGAGGCACCUGCAUAGCCCCGAGCCAGUGCCAGUGCAGCCCUGGGUACAGGGGCACGAACUGCGAGGUGAGAGAGUGCCCUGAGCCUUCGUUCCCGGACGCGCAGGCUAGCUUUACCCGCACCGACGACGACGAACUGCGAGUGGAGUGCCACCAAGGAUACGUCCUUCCCCCGGGCACGGCGCCUGGAGGAGUGGCACCCUGCAGGGACGGUGCCUGGGACCUCCCGGGCGACUUCAGGUGUCAGCCUAACUGCAGAGAUGGGUGCCAGAAUGGAGGCACCUGCAUAGCCCCGAGCCAGUGCCAGUGCAGCCCUGGGUACAGGGGCACGAACUGCGAGGUGAGAGAGUGCCCUGAGCCUUCGUUCCCGGACGCGCAGGCUAGCUUUACCCGCACCGACGACGACGAACUGCGAGUGGAGUGCCACCAAGGAUACGUCCUUCCCCCGGGCACGGCGCCUGGAGGAGUGGCACCCUGCAGGGACGGUGCCUGGGACCUCCCGGACGACUUUAGGUGUCAGCCUAACUGCAGAGAUGGGUGCCAGAAUGGAGGCACCUGCAUAGCCCCGAGCCAGUGCCAGUGCAGCCCUGGGUACAGGGGCACGAACUGCGAGGUGAGAGAGUGCCCUGAGCCUUCGUUCCCGGACGCGCAGGCUAGCUUUACCCGCACCGACGACGACGAACUGCGAGUGGAGUGCCACCAAGGAUACGUCCUUCCCCCGGGCACGGCGCCUGGAGGAGUGGCACCCUGCAGGGACGGUGCCUGGGACCUCCCGGGCGACUUCAGGUGUCAGCCUAACUGUGUAAAUGGAUGCCAGAAUGGAGGCACCUGCAUAGCCCCGAGCCAGUGCCAGUGCAGCCCUGGGUACAGGGGCACGAACUGCGAGGUGAGAGAGUGCCCUGAGCCUUCGUUCCCGGACGCGCAGGCUAGCUUUACCCGCACCGACGACGACGAACUGCGAGUGGAGUGCCACCAAGGAUACGUCCUUCCCCCGGGCACGGCGCCUGGAGGAGUGGCACCCUGCAGGGACGGUGCCUGGGACCUCCCGGGCGACUUCAGGUGUCAGCCCAACUGCAUAAAUGAGUGCCAGAAUGGAGGCACCUGCAUAGCCCCGAGCCAGUGCCAGUGCAGCCCUGGGUACAGGGGCACGAACUGCGAGGUGAGAAAGUGCCCCGAGCCUUCGUUCCCGGACGCGCAGGCUAGCUUUACCCGCACCGACGACGACGAACUGCGAGUGGAGUGCCACCAAGGAUACGUCCUUCCCCCGGGCACGGCGCCUGGAGGAGUGGUACUCUGCAGGGACGGAGCCUGGGACCUCCGGGACGACUUCAGGUGUCAGGUUAACUGUGUAAAUGGGUGCCAGAAUGGAGGCACCUGCAUAGCCCCGAGCCAGUGCCAGUGCAGCCCUGGGUACAGGGGCACGAACUGCGAGGUGAGAGAGUGCCCUGAGCCUUCGUUCCCGGACGCGCAGGCUAGCUUUACCCGCACCGACGACGACGAACUGCGAGUGGAAUGCCACCAAGGAUACGUCCUUCCCCCGGGCACGGCGCCUGGAGGAGUGGCACCCUGCAGGGACGGUGCCUGGGACCUCCCGGACGACUUCAGGUGUCAGCCUAACUGUGUAAAUGGGUGCCAGAAUGGAGGCACCUGCAUAGCCCCGAGCCAGUGCCAGUGCAGCCCUGGGUACAGGGGCACGAACUGCGAGGUGAGAAAGUGCCCCGAGCCUUCGUUCCCGGACGCGCAGGCUAGCUUUACCCGCACCGACGACGACGAACUGCGAGUGGAGUGCCACCAAGGAUACGUCCUUCCCCCGGGCACGGCGCCUGGAGGAGUGGUACUCUGCAGGGACGGAGCCUGGGACCUCCGGGACGACUUCAGGUGUCAGGUUAACUGUGUAAAUGGGUGCCAGAAUGGAGGCACCUGCAUAGCCCCGAGCCAGUGCCAGUGCAGCCCUGGGUACAGGGGCACGAACUGCGAGGUGAGAGAGUGCCCUGAGCCUUCGUUCCCGGACGCGCAGGCUAGCUUUACCCGCACCGACGACGACGAACUGCGAGUGGAGUGCCACCAAGGAUACGUCCUUCCCCCGGGCACGGCGCCUGGAGGAGUGGCACCCUGCAGGGACGGUGUCUGGGACCUCCCGGGCGACUUCAGGUGUCAGGUUAACUGUGUAAAUGGGUGCCAGAAUGGAGGCACCUGCAUAGCCCCGAGCCAGUGCCAGUGCAGCCCUGGGUACAGGGGCACGAACUGCGAGGUGAGAGAGUGCCCUGAGCCUUCGUUCCCGGACGCGCAGGCUAGCUUUACCCGCACCGACGACGACGAACUGCGAGUGGAGUGCCACCAAGGAUACGUCCUUCCCCCGGGCACGGCGCCUGGAGGAGUGGCACCCUGCAGGGACGGUGCCUGGGACCUCCCGGACGACUUCAGGUGUCAGCCUUCCUGUGGACGCCCGGGCUGUCAGAAUGGCGGACGAUGCGUGGCACCGAACCAGUGCCAGUGUGAAGACCAGUUCACGGGCGAGCACUGCCAGCUGCGACGCUGUGAAGAGCCCCAGGUCACGGCCAUCAGUGCCAAUCUCACAGUCAAUGAGACGCACCUGACGGCAGAGUGCGAAGCCGGGUAUGCGUUUCCACACGGUGGCACUGUGGCAACGCUGUAUUGCCAGGACGGAGAGUGGCACUCUGAAGAGCUGGUCGUCGCUGACAACAGCACUCUGGAGUGCACCCCUCAGGAAACGCCGUGUUAUUACCCAUCAAAGACCUUCAGCAACACGAUCAUGGAAGGGGAUCUCUUCAGCCACUCGCUCAGGUGUCCGCGAGGGUUCCGGAUGAAGGACGGCAGGGAGGGCGUCGCCCUCGUGUGCCUCGAGGCCGAGUGGACCGUCCGGGGGGAGGGCCUGAUGGUGGACCUCGACCUCAACUGCUACCAAAUUCCUUCUGGUCCUCGCGUGCCUGCUCGGCUCGGCCCUCGGCGGCUGGGAGGGGGAGCUGCAGUGCGACUACAACAUCACGAGCCUCUGCCCGAUCCCCGACAGCGGAAGCCCCGUGUACUUCGCGGACCCGGACGACUGCAGCGCCUACUGUGAGUGUUCUGCAGGCAUCGCCUGGAAAUUCUUCUGCGGCCCAGAGACGCUCUAUGACGAGAACCUUCACCUGUGCAACUGGGUCUAUACGGUCGACUGCGGCGAGCGCCCCAUCAUCUAGCUGGCGAGGCUCACAUG